This is a messenger RNA of Cheilinus undulatus (humphead wrasse), 1602 nucleotides long. Its product is annotated as transmembrane protein 158. NCBI's taxonomy places the organism in Eukaryota, Metazoa, Chordata, Actinopteri, Labriformes, Labridae. The record is from RefSeq and is a predicted model, not a curated record. Bases 322 to 1023 code for a protein of 233 amino acids. The transcript has a single exon.
GUCAGAGGAGGAGAGGAGCUCCAGGCUGUGAUGAAGGCAGCGCUCAGAGCUGCUCAGCCUGCCUCUCCUCCUGUUCACAGACCGCUCUGCACAUUUGGAGAACAAGUCAGGGGGGAGGUAUCCAGAGGGAGGAGGGGGGAUGCGUGCAUGUGACAGUCUGUGGACGUUUUCCACCAGUCGAGCAGGAAAUUGAGUCUCCCCGUUCAUAAAAAAAAAAAAAAAAUCACCGGCGACUGGUAAUCUCCAAACAUUGCGCGCGCCUCGUUCGUCGCCUGCGGAUCGUCACAGCACCAUGCGAGCAGGACAGACGCGCCCUGUGCCAUGCUGAGCGACUCCCCGACCCUCCUGCUGGCUCUGACCGCGGUGGCCGGACUCCUCCAGCGAUGCCAAAGCUGGAGCGACGAAGACCUCCUCCUGCCGCCCAUCAACUCCUCCAACAGGUUCAUGGCCAACCUGGAGGUGGACGUGCGCUUCUCCAAAAGGUCCGUGGAGGAGAGCGAUGCUUCGGCCGACGCCUCCUCCCUACAGGGUCUGUCCCAGUGUAACGUGAGCGUCCAGAGACUGCUGCCCACCUCGCUGGUGGCGCGCUGGGACAGCAGCUUCGGCUUCCAGUGCGAUGUGCUCAUCUACACCACCAAUAAUCACGGCAGGGCUUUUUUCUCCGCCUCCUUCAACAGGGCGAUCUCCCCUGUAGUCAUCGAGCACCUGGGAGUCACCGGGGGUCAGCAGGAGUUGAGGCUGUGCGUGGGCUGCGGGAUGUCCCGGUACAGGAGGUUCGGUCAGGGCCGAUCACGGGGCCAGCAGAGCGGGGAUCAGGUCACUUUCUGCUGCGUGGAUUUCAGCCUGGACGAGCUGAAGGGGGACAAAAGUUGGAGGCUGAACAGGAAGCCGAUCGAGUCGACACUUGUGGCUUGUUUCAUGACUCUGGUGAUCAUCGUGUGGAGUGUUGCUGCUCUCAUAUGGCCGGUCCCCAUCAUUGCAGGGUUUCUGCCUAACGGGAUGGAGCAGAGGAGACCCAGAUAAUUCAGUGAAUCUGAUUCUAAUCAGCCUGUGCUGCCUAUACUCUAACUGUAGCCAUUCACCUGUCCACCUGAAUGAACCAUGGAGGAGCUUUGGGGGACUUUUUAAUCCAAUGCUUUAGUUUUUGUGGAUCUUUAACCUUUUAUUAGCCCCCCUCCUCAUUAGGACAACCAAGGUAAAUGAUUAUGAUAGCCAAUAUUACUCUAUACUGGGACCAAUGGAAGUGGUUUUGUAAUCUCUUAGGCCUUCCUAUAGAUUAUGUCUGCGUAAACUGUGCAAACUUUUCUCUUGACAGUGUUUGUAUAGUUUUUAAAUCUUUCUAGAAAGUUUCUGCCUUAUCCCCUGUGUAGGAUUUUUGCACUGAGACCUGAACUCUAAAGUGUGUCGUCACAUAUUUAUUCAAUAGUCCUGUUUAAAGUAAUAUGUACACGUUUUUUUUUCCUAUACACUCUGAGAAAUAGAUGUUGUUUAUGACUGAUGAAGAGGGUUUCAAUAUUUAUAUUGUUAGAUUUAUAAUGUCCAGUACAAUAUAUAAGUGCUUAUUUGUAUUCAUGUUUCAACAGUUUAAAUAAAAUGGAUGAU